CAAGGCUUAAUGAUGCUUUUAUUCUGAAGGACGCAGAGCCUCGACACCACCACGCGCCGCAGCUUCCUGUUUGGUUUGUUGUUGUCGGGCUCUCGUUUCCGGUGAUGCCAACAUGACCAAGCUGCAGCUGCUGAACGCCUUCCUGACGGAGCGGCUGGCCGCGGUGGUGCGGGACAUCCUGGACGUGGUGGGGGACACGGUCACCGAGUACCGGGAGGAGACGGCCAGGACCAGGCGGGAGAACGAGAGCCUGCGGCGGCAGCUGCGGGACGUCCUGCUGCUGGAGACCGAGACCGAGUGGCUGCGCUCCUCCAGGUCCGGUCUGGAUUUCGCAGCAGCUCCCGAGCAACAGUCCAGUGACCCGGAGUUGGAGCCGGACUCCACCCUGAACCAGCACCGACUGCCGCCGCCAGCGAGCGCGGCCCAGCUGACAGACGAGCAGGUGGCGUCUGUGCUGUCACUGUCGGUCCAGGAUGGGUCUCCCCCCAGAGAGAUGUUCCUCCCCAGGGAUGAGAAGCCCGCCGAGGUCUGGGAGACGGUACCGAAGCCCGCCCAUCAGCAGGAGGUGAUUAAAAAGGCUUCGCCUCUUCCUUGUCCCUCCUCCCCGGAUCCUCCCUCCGCCUGGGGCGCCGAAAACUACGCUGAGGUUCCGCCGCUCCGAGAGGAGCGUCACGUUCCUGCUGCGAUCAAACCUGAGCCUGAGGAACACAAAGUGACCAAACCCGAAGGUCACACAGACUCUCUAACGUCGACGCCAAGCGCUCACAUCACGCGGGACGUGUCGACUGUCCGAACCCCAGACGCAGAGCAGACAGUUGCGGUGCGCGCCGAUCGACACGAAGCUCAGCGCAGCGUCACGUCGUCUCAGGAGCAGCCGACGGUUACAGCCGACGAUGUCACAGUGGCCGGUUUUACCGCCGAGCUCGUCCACCGCUGCCCGCGCUGCGGCGAGGCGUUCGCCCGGGCCGGCAGCCUCCACCUCCACCUGGAGCAGAAACGAAAGGCCUACGCCUGCGACUGGUGCUGCAAGUCAUUUGCUCAGUCGGCGGACCUGCGGCGCCACCUGCGCACGCACACGGGUGAGAGGCCACACCGCUGCACCUUCUGCUCCAAGAGCUUCAGCCAGCGGGGGAACCUGAGGCGACACCUGCGGAUCCACACAGGCGAGCGGCCGUACAGCUGCCCGUACUGCUGCCGGACCUUCAGCGACGGCGACACCAUGAAGAAGCACAAGCGCACGCAUUCGGGAGAGAAACCGUACCGCUGCGUCCAGUGCGCCAGAACCUUCAGCACUGCCGGCAGCCUGCAGAUACACUUAAAGAAGGACAUGUGCUACGUGGCCAACGCCUGAUUGGCCGCGUCAGGGGAGCGAGCGAGAGAGAGAGAGAGAGAGAGGCCGCGGCGAAGAGAAACAUCUGCAGGCGGGGUUUCCUCCUGAGAGCAUCGAGCAGCAGGGGGCAGAAAACACGCCGUGACAAUGACGUGAUCACAGUUAGACAAAACAUGAGAAGAGAAGAGGGAAAAAAACACAGUCGUCAUCUCGGGGCUCGUUCAAUAUAUUAUAUACAUUAUAUAUUUCUCUGCGUUGCGGCCGACUUUUCCUCGUCUGGAUGGAGUUCUGCUUCUCUACACAGUUGCACUGACUGACAUCCACGCCUUUGUCUUAAUUUAUUUAUAUUUAUUUCUUUUCUUCUUCUUCUUCUUUUUAACGUCAAAUCGAACGUGGACCCUGGUGAACAGUUUGACACAUUUGACGACAGGUCUGCUCCUGGAGGAGGCUGCUCAGAUCCAGGACCAGGACCAGGAACACAAGUGAGAUUGAAGCUGCGAGCAGCGAUCGAGCCGUGUGUCGCGGAUAUCACUUUGUGUGUCCACGUACAUCACGCGUAGAGCCUAACAUGUAAAAUCGGAUGAUGUCUUGUCACAUAAGUUUGACUUCCUGUUGCCAGCAGGUGGUGCUGUGACCGUCGCUCAAUAUUGACAUGUAGAUGUAGAUGUGUGCAGGGGCGCGACCGUUGUCACGCCUGAUAGAGUCUGGGUCCGAUCGUAAAACAUGCACCUUCGAUUAGGAGCCACUUCCUGUUUCACGACGAAGGAUCGAAAUUUGCCAAAUCUGUGGGAGGAGUUCGUUGAAGUAUGAAACUUGAUGUAGAUGUUCAGGAGUGUGUGUGUGUGUGUGUGUGUGUGUGUGUGUGUGUGUGUGUGUGUGUGUGUGUGUGUGUGUGUGUGUGUGUGUGUGUGUGUGUGUGUGUGUGUGUGUGUGUGUGUGUGUGUGUGUUAGUGAGAUUGUCGUGUGUUAAAAGACUGAUGAAGACGUUUGCUGCUACUGAUUAAGAGAUGAUGAAUAGUAUAAUUUAUUUUCACCUUUCGUAUAUGUGAUCAAUAUUAAACGACUUGUCGCUCCUGGAUGUGAAGGAACAUGAGAAACAUGCGACUUGUACAGUUUUUAAAGUGGAAGCAGCUGAAAGUUCAUUUCUCUUCUGGAUGUAAAAUGUCUUUUCUUUUAUUGACUAAACUGACGUUGCUGUGAA
This is a messenger RNA of Scophthalmus maximus (turbot), 2531 nucleotides long. Its product is annotated as zinc finger protein 853-like. Gene Ontology annotation, molecular function: DNA-binding transcription factor activity, RNA polymerase II-specific; RNA polymerase II cis-regulatory region sequence-specific DNA binding. Bases 113 to 1351 code for a protein of 412 amino acids. The record is from RefSeq and is a predicted model, not a curated record. NCBI's taxonomy places the organism in Eukaryota, Metazoa, Chordata, Actinopteri, Pleuronectiformes, Scophthalmidae. Gene Ontology annotation, biological process: regulation of DNA-templated transcription. The transcript has 2 exons.